Salvia miltiorrhiza (redroot sage) is the source of this 1791-nucleotide messenger RNA. RefSeq lists its product as uncharacterized. The coding region runs from base 407 to 1594 and encodes 395 amino acids. The transcript is spliced from 6 exons. The record is from RefSeq and is a predicted model, not a curated record. NCBI's taxonomy places the organism in Eukaryota, Viridiplantae, Streptophyta, Magnoliopsida, Lamiales, Lamiaceae. Gene Ontology annotation, cellular component: Golgi apparatus.
AUCACUAUUAUUCAGUUGGAUACAUAUCUUUCGACCAUUAUGAUGAUUAAUUAGCUUCUAAUCUUCCACGAAUUGAUUGUUACUUUUUCAUAAAAAUUAAAUUAAAUUAAAUUAUGAUUGUUACUUUUUCAUAAAAAUUAAAUUGCAUCAAUUUUGCCUCUUCGCUUUUUUUUUUUUUUUGGUGUGAAUUCCAAUAAAACGUAAAAAAAAACGAAAGAAACAAAUAAAAUAAUCAAGCUAUCAAGAAACAGAUCCAAAUCCAACAACAAAUCACAUGUAGUAGUCAACCAUUGACAAGGGCAAAAAAAAGUGAGGGAUAAAAUAAACGAACUUUAAAGAAAUGGAGGCUUUAUGCUCUCCGGUCUCCGCCAUCAUAAACUGAACAAAAUUGGAGGGCUCGAGCUCAAUGGCGAUCCACAAAAUCCACCCGAAAGCGAAAUUAACAAAGCCCAGAUCUUCAAUCUUCAUACUCACAGCUUCGAUCGCGUGCAUUGCAGUGUUGUACCUCGUGUCGUCUCUGGUUUCGGCGCCCGGCAGCAUACAGAAUAUCGUACCCCAAAAUCGCCACACUUUGCACGACAAGUACUUGUAUUGGGGGAGCAGAAUUGACUGCCCCGGAAAGCACUGCGACUCUUGCGAGGGUUUAGGGCACCAAGAGUCCAGCCUUAGGUGUGCCCUUGAGGAGGCAUUGUUUCUGGGCAGGACCUUCGUAAUGCCUUCCAGGUUGUGUAUAAAUCCAAUACACAAUAAGAAAGGAAUUCUCCAUCAAUCUGGCAAUGUGGUUUCUGAGGAAGGGUGGGCAGGUAACUCCUGUGGUAUGGAUUCCCUGUAUGAUCUGGAUUUCAUGUCCAACACAGUGCCUGUGAUUUUGGAUAAUUCGAAAACGUGGCACCAUGUCCUUACUACAAGCAUGAAACUGGGAUCCAGAGGGAUAGCACACGUGCGAGGAGUUAGUCGAACUGAUCUCCAACAGAAAAAAAUGUAUUCAAAUCUUCUACUCAUAAAUCGAACUGCCAGUCCACUCUCAUGGUUCAUGGAGUGCAAGGAUCGGAACAACCGCAGUUCUAUUAUGUUGCCGUAUUCCUUUCUUCCAUCAAUGGCUGCAAAGAAGCUACGAGAUGCAGCGGAAAAGAUAAAGGCUCAUCUUGGGGAUUACGAUGCUAUCCAUGUCCGACGAGGUGAUAAGAUAAAAACUAGGAAGGACAGAUUUGGUGUCCAUCGAAGCUUACAUCCACAUCUCGACAGAGAUACACGUGCUGAGUUCAUUCUUUGUAGAAUUUCCAAAUGGGUCCCCCCGGGUCGAACCCUCUUCAUUGCAUCCAAUGAGAGGACUCCCGGCUUCUUUUCGCCCUUAUCUGUGAGGUACAAAUUGGCCUAUUCAUCAAAUUACAGCAGUCUUUUGGAUCCAAUAAUUGAGAACAAUUACCAGCUGUUCAUGGUGGAGAGGCUUAUUAUGAUGGGAGCCAAAAGCUUCAUUCGAACGUUCAAAGAAGACGAUACAGACCUCAGCCUCACAGAUGAUCCCAAAAAGAACACCAAAAUAUGGCAAAUACCUGUUUAUACCAGGGAAGUAGGGGAAGGAGACAACUGCUGACUUUAAUUUCUCUAAUUUUUGUUGCUCUUUGUUAUUUCAAGAAUAUCUGUCUGUGGUGUUAAUUUUUUCAUUAUUUUGUUAAUACUGGCAAAUUAUUUGAAAAAUGUUGUUUUGUAUCUAUAAAUUUUGGUUCCUGUAAUCCACUCAUGUAUACUAUACCAUUUCAGAGUAAUGGCAAACAUGAGCUAAUUUACAUU